Vitrella brassicaformis is the source of this 5347-nucleotide messenger RNA. The record is from the annotation of a GenBank genome assembly. Lineage: Eukaryota; Vitrellaceae.
GGAAGAAGGCAAAAAGUCACAGAAGGACAGCAUUUGAGAUUCCUUGUGGUUGCUCAAUCGAUAAAGCACGAGAGGGACGGCAAGGUGCACCCCUCUCUGUUCUCUCAUCGCUCAGUUACGGCAACCAGAUCCAUCACAUCAGGUGCAGAAGGCCGCCAUCCCUCCAUGAGUCAAGCCGUUCACCUUGCAACCCUCUGUUUGUUUGCUGCAGACAGGCAAUCCUGCUCAUCCAAGAUCAACCUUGGACCAACAAGCACAGGUCCGCUGAGAGGGGGUGGUUAAGCUAUCCUCGCUCGCUUCGUCGAUUGUCAGCUGAUUGCUGCCUGCCCUGCCCCUGGGGUCGUUGAUCACCAUAGCGGGUCAAGUGAGUCCUGGGUUGCUCAGUCGAGUGCCCAAAGGGAGCAACAAUGAGGAGCCCGAGGCGGCCACCCCACCGUCCAAGGCAAUGAUGAGGAGAAAGAACAACAUCAACCUCUCCACGCCCCUACCCCUCGACAAUGACGACGCCUACUGGGCUGCCUCCUCAUGGCCCAACACCUCGGGCAUCAGAGGCCCUGUCCUGCAGUAUGCAGGCGUGGCCUUUCUCAUCUUAGCGGUGUUCCUGCUCCUCAACUACACGGUCAUGCCGCUCGAUGGGCUCGGCUUCGGUCUCACCAAUCCGCCUGCAGAAGCGCCAGCGCCGCCGGCACUGAGCAGCCAGCCCAAGGCAGUCGAGCUGAAUGAGAUGUCCGCAUCGUCAUCCUUCAUGGCAUCUGUUGACACCAAUGCUGACGCAGCAGCUGCUGCUGCUACGGCGGUGGACGACAAACAAGACACAGCAAGUGAGGCUUCCUCCUCGUCCACUUCGGAAGGCGCGGCGUCAUCCGAAGUGGACAGCGACUGGGGCAUCAACGCGGACGAGUCAGCGGCGACCGACAACCUCGAUGCGGUGGACAACGAGGAGCCCGAGGCGUUCUCGGAGAGUGACGCCUUUCUGCAGGAUGAAGAGGAAGAGCCCGAGCCCAUCGAGGUCAACGCUGGCGAGUGGAAGCCGGGCUUCUCGGACGAGCUGCACAUCGAGGGUGAGGAGCUGUGGAUGCAAAAGGGGGGCGGCCGGGCCAGCGUCUGGGGCCUGCCGCCAAAGGACAUGCGGGACGGCUCAGACCCACUCGACCCACUCAUUCCCCUUUGUGGAGGUACUGUACGCCGUCGGCCGAAACACCUACACAAAACAAAUCAUGAGGGGCCGGUCGCACCAGCCGACGACGUCUCCCUGUCUGUGUGUGUAUGCAGGUGGGUCGCCCUUGGAGGGUGACGGCCACGCAGAGGACCCCAUAGCGGUCCGCGUGGUCUUCGACGAGGAGAGGCCCGGCAGCUAUGCCAUCAAGGUCGAGAGGAGGAGCGACAGCGACAGCGAAGGCACUCAGUCGACAUGGCUACAGUCCACCAACCACGCGUUCGUCUACCAGCAAGGCAAGCGCGUGACGGCGGCCAGCCAGCGGCUGCGGCUGCGUGAGGUGCAGCAGGAGACCAUACAUGGCGUCAAGAAGCGCACCUUCGCGUGGGCUGUGGAGCGUAAGGGCGGCAAUGCGGCAGUGCCCUUCGAGACGACCAUCUACCAAGUGGGCGAGUCGUGCUUGGUGUUCGAGCAGAACUUCCCUGAAGGCCUCGACAAUAUCGCCGUGGGGCGGUCGGCAGCGAGGAAGGACGGCGUGUCUGCGGGCUUCCCCGUGUUCGAUCUCCCCACCGAUGAUGACGCCGAGCGUUUGCUGGGCUUCGCGGCGCUCUACGGCAAGUUUGGUUCUGAGGGCAAGUACGGCAAUUUCACUCGUCUGGGUGCGCAGGAAGGGCACAUCCCCACGGGCAUCCAGGGGGGGCUGCCGCUGAUCCUCUUCGACCGGUCGCUGGAGGUCAGCUCUGUCGUCAGCCCUCUCAGCCGCUUCACCGUUGCCAACGCUGCACUCAGCAAGGAGAGAACUGAGUAUCACCUGGGCGUCCUGGGCAGUGCCGACAGCAUCCCCGCGGGCUUCCAGUUCCGCUCCAUAGCCGUCUUCUCCGCUCGCGGCAUCGCCCAUGCGACACGGAAGUGGGGUCGCAUCCUGCAGACGCUCUACCAGAAGACGCCCGUCAGCGACGUGAGCGUGUCGCACCUGUCCUACUGGACGGACAACGGAGCCUACUACUACUACCGCACGGAGCCAAACCAGACAUACCCCGAGACCCUCGAGAGCAUUGCGCUACACUUCCACAAGGACCUGCGGCUGCCCAUCCGGAGCAUGCAGGUCGACAGCUGGUGGUACCCACAGGGCGCCAUGUACGGCCAGACAAGGGGCGUCAAGGUGUGGGCACCCCGGAGGGACCUCUUCCCGAGGGGACUGGCGCCCAUCCAUCGCAAGCUCAAGAUGCCCAUACUCGGUCAGUCAGUCAGUGAGCUGCAGAACAGACAGAACACGUGGAUUGGAUGCAUAUCAUCUGUCGGUCGGCAUUUAUGUUAUGCACGCUCUCUGUUUCUUCCCUGUGUGUCAUGGUGUUGGUCAUCCCAUCCAGCCCACAGUCGCUUUUUCGCCGAGGACAAUCUGCACGCGCGGCAGAACGGCGGUCUGUACGAUUUCCUUAUCCAAAACCACAUGACGAUGCCAAUGGAGGCGCGAUUCUGGGACUCGCUCUUCAGAAACAGGUCGGUGGGUGGGUGGGGACACUCACGCAGCGCAGUGCUUGCAGGGAAGGAUGCACCAGCCCGAUUCAUCUAUCUAUCUGUCUGUCUGCAUGUGUGUGUCAUGGCAUGGUGGUGGUUGUUGGUUGUAUGUAUGUUGCGGCUGCGGUGCGUGCAGCACUCGCUGGGGUCUGUACAUGUACGAGCAGGACUGGAUGUGGUCUCACACCAAUGGGCUGCCCAGCAUGACCUCCAACGUCACACUGGCAGAGAAGUGGCUUGACGACAUGGCCAAGUGAGUUGACUGACCACUCAAUCAACACAGCUAGCUAUAGCAAAUGGGUGGAUGGAUGGAUGGAUACAUGCAUGCCGUACCCUUGGCUCGCUUUUCGUUCGUGUCCAUCCCUCCGUCUAUCAGGGGCGCCGAGAAGUGGGGUGUUCGUGUGCAGUACUGCAUGCCUUACAGCCGGCACAUCAUGCAGUCGGUCAAGUACGACGCCGUCACGAGCAUCCGCGGGUCCACCGACUACCGCCCCACCAAGCAGCAGUGGGACAUCGGCCUCACUGCACCCAUCAUACACGCACUCGGCGCGGCACCCUUCAAGGACACCUUCUGGACCUCCAUGACCCCCACAGACCGCUACAAAGGAGCCAUAGAGCGGUACCCCGGCUGGCAGGGUCUCGUGUCGACUUUGAGCAUGGGUCCGGUGGGGCCCGGCGACCGGCUGAGCGACGUGGACUUCAAGAGCCUGUUCAAGUGCUGCAGGAAGGACGGCAAGAUCCUCAAGCCCUCCAGGGCACUAGGCUACGUCGACGCUCUCUACGCCGAGAGGGCCUUCCAGGGCGUCCGCAACCGAUACGCAUUCCAGACACUCUCACAGGUACCUACGUGACGUGGGGCAGACAGACAGACAGACAGACAGACAGACAUCGGCAGCACCAUUACUUCGGCGGGUGUGUGUGUGUGUGUGUGCGAUUAGGUGGGUGACUUGGUGUUCCGCAUCUUUACCGGCUUUCGUCUUCGCGAGCCGUUUGAUGUGGGCCCUCUGCGUGACGCCGACGACCUGCGGCAGAGCCAACAGUGGCUGAUAUGGAACCCACAUGAACACAAAGAGGUAGGUAGACAGACCAGGCAACGCAAUGCAAUGCAAUGCAAUGAAUGCAGCAGACACCCCCACACACAUGUGUUGUGUUGUGUUGACGUGUGUGUGGGUGCAGUGGUCAUUAUGGACGCCUGAGAGCUCUCUGGUGCUGCCUAAGCACAACAACUACCGUCUCUUGUACGCCUCUCCCGUGUGGGAGCUCAAGGCAGGCGUGCCGUCGACGCCGCUGAUCGCUUUGGGCGGUGAGCUGCACAAGUGGACUCCCGUCUCGCCACAACGAUUCAUCGACAUACGCGUCAUGCAACGCAAUCCAGACGGUACGACGGGCGGGGAAUAUGGUAGGGGGGGGAAUGUGGGCCACACGCACUCAUAAUCGACACACGGACACUCGACAUGACACAUCUGUUUGUCCCUCCGUGUGUGUGUGUGUAGGUGGUGACGGUCAGGUGACUCUGCUGCUUGAGGGCGUUGCGGGUGAGGUGGUGGAGCUGCGGUACUUCGAGUCGUUUGACGGCGGCCAGACCUUCACACCCAUGACCAAAUCCAUCACAUUCAGGGAGCCGCCACCACUCGAGAAUGAGGGAGGAGGGGAGGACCAGCAGGAGCAGCAGCAGGACGGCAGCGACGCCAGCCAGCCGGGUGGAGGGGCCAGCCAACCGUCAUCGUCAGAGCAAGGAGAUGAGGAUGAGGAGCUGGUCAAGACGGAUGUGCGCCGUCAGAUGCUGGCCGACGAACCCAUGGAGCGGGUGGUGGAGAAGGUGCGCGUGCUGGGUGGGCCACCCAUGGUCGUGGUGCGCAAGCUCGUCACCCUUCCGGACCCCUCUAGUAUGCCUGUCGUCUGACUGACGGAUGGAUCACUGAGUGUGGUGCACUUUUUCGUCAGCCAGCCCAGCCGCCCGAGCACUAUUGAGUGCUUCCAUCCCAUCCUCCUUCCAUGUGUGACGUUUGAUUAACUAAGGGCGGGCACAGAGAGGAUAGGACGGACGGACAGAGAGCAGCUGUGGUGUGGUGUGGUGUGGCGUGGGGCUGUAAGUAAGGCGUGGCGACAUGGCGCACAUACAUGGCCUGCAGGGGCGGUGUCAUACGUGUCAUUGAGUUGACCGACACACGGGCUCUGUUGGUUGAUCCAGAGGAACCCGGAGACCCGUCAGUCGGUCGAUGGAGCUUCGAGCCAUUGCCAUUUUCUUCCUACCUACGUCCAUCCAUCCCCCCAUCGAUUCAUGCCAGCCACGCCACCAUCGAAUCGAUCGAUCGCAGUAUUGUCCUUUGGUGUCAGUCAAGGUGCGCGUUUUUGUUUGUGUACAGAGAUGGCGAGAAGGGCUUCUCGCUUUAGAGUUUUGGCUCGCUCAUGCGGGGUGCGGUGGGUGCGUACGAAGGAAGGAAUACUUACUGACACGUGCGUUGUACGGUACGGUAAUUCAGCCAGACAGGGCCGAAUACAUGUCACUGUGUGUGUGUCUUUGUGAGUGUGGUGUGAUUAGUGAAUGUGAUGGCUUUGUGUGUGUGUGUGUGUGGUGCAGACAAGACUCGUACAUGGACGGGACUCAUGAGUUGCAUGGUACGAGCGUGAGUGACCUAUUAUACUGACUAUAACUGGUCCAUUCAUGCAUGC